GAUCUCGCGAGAACUCCUCACAGACAUCAGGUUACCUUUGACACAGUUUUGUUUCUGCAGUACUACUGAGGAGCAAGCAACCAGAAGGGUCCAAGAUGAACAGAGCUUUCAACAAAACAAGUCUGAAACAGUUGACUGGCAUCCUCCAGAGGUUUCAAAGCACCUUGGUGGUUGCAGAGCACAACAAUGACCAGCUGACCCCCAUUACACUCAAUGCCAUCACUGCGGCCAGUAAGCUGGGCGGAGAGAUUACUUGUCUGGUUGCUGGAACAAACUGUGCACAGGUUGCAGAGCAAAUCAGCAAAGUACAAGGUGUGAAGAAGAUUCUUGUUGCCCAACAUGAAUCUUACAAAGGUGCCCUGCCAGAGGAGUUGACUCCACUUAUCCUGGAAACACAAAAGCAAUUCAAUUUCACCCACAUCUGUGCUGGUGCAUCUGCCUUUGGAAAGAACCUGCUUCCCAGAGUGGCUGCCAAGUUGGAUGUUGCUCCAGUUUCAGAUAUCGUUGAGAUCAAGUCUCCAGACACUUUUGUCCGAACGAUUUAUGCUGGUAAUGCUCUCAGCACGGUGAAAUGUAAUGAGUCGGUCAAGAUCUUCACGGUCAGAGGGACAUCCUUCGAGCCAGCUUCAACCGAGGGAGGAAGUGCAACAUCAGAAGAGGUCGCUGGUCCUUCUCCCGCUGGAGUUUCUGAGUGGCUGGAACAGAAUCUGACAAAGAGCGACCGUCCAGAUCUGACCAGCGCUAAAGUUGUGGUGUCAGGAGGAAGGGGCUUGAAGAGUGGAGAUAACUUCAAGCUGCUUUAUGACCUUGCUGACAAGCUGAAUGCUGCAGUUGGUGCAUCCAGAGCAGCAGUGGAUGCUGGGUAUGUCCCCAAUGACAUGCAGGUUGGACAGACAGGCAAGAUUGUAGCACCGGAGUUGUACAUUGCUGUUGGUAUCUCUGGAGCUAUUCAACACCUGGCUGGAAUGAAAGAUAGCAAGAUUAUUGUUGCUAUCAACAAGGACCCAGAGGCUCCCAUUUUCCAGGUAGCUGACUUCGGCUUAGUCGCCGAUCUCUUCAAGGCUGUCCCUGAGAUGACUAAAGUGCUGGACAAGUGAGGAGAAACAACACCCACCAAACUUCCAUUGCACCCAUAGCCACUGCCUUAACACGUUUCUGAAGCUGCGAGUGUUCGUGUGCAGAAAUGAGUUUCACCAUCUUCUCUCUGACUGGAAACAAAAGAACAUUCUUAAUCCAGAAAUAAAUGCCAGUUUGUAUAAAUAUCAACGAAUAAUCUUGAAUGCUUUUAGUAUUACACAUGUUGUAAUCUUUAUUUAAUUUUCUGGUAAAGCAAAGGACAUUUUUGGGGAAUGCUUUGACUGUAAGAUGUAGCUCUUCGUGCUAACCUAGAGGAUGUGUACUCACUGAGAGACUCUUGGAAAAUAAUGUUAAAAAUUAAAAAUUAAAUUGACAUUA
Molecule: messenger RNA, 1455 nt
Organism: Cottoperca gobio
Lineage: Eukaryota; Metazoa; Chordata; Actinopteri; Perciformes; Bovichtidae
Gene: etfa
Product: electron transfer flavoprotein subunit alpha
Exons: 12
Coding region: 96-1097 (333 amino acids)
Biological process (GO): fatty acid beta-oxidation using acyl-CoA dehydrogenase
Cellular component (GO): mitochondrion
Molecular function (GO): electron transfer activity; flavin adenine dinucleotide binding
Source: RefSeq, a predicted model, not a curated record